UGGGCGGCCGGCUGCCAUGUACGCGGGGCUGCAGGAGCUGGGGGUGGCCAACGGCGAGGAUCUCAAGGAGACGCUGACCAACUGCACGGAGCCGCUGAAGGCCAUCGAGCAGUUCCAGACAGAAAAUGGGGUCCUGCUGCCCUCGCUGCAGUCGGCCCUGCCCUUCCUGGACCUGCACGGCACCCCCCGGCUGGAGUUCCACCAGUCGGUGUUCGACGAGCUGAGGGAGAAACUGCUGGAGCGAAUCUCAGCCAUCGCCUUGGAAGGGAAGGUGGAGGAAAGGUACGAGAAGCUGGAAGAUCUCCUGGAGAAAAGCUUUUCCUUGGUCAAGAUGCCGUCCAUACAGCCUGUGGUAAUGUGUGUCAUGAAGCACUUGCCCAAG
Messenger RNA from Lagopus leucura (white-tailed ptarmigan), 382 nucleotides. Its product is annotated as negative elongation factor B-like. Gene Ontology annotation, biological process: negative regulation of transcription elongation by RNA polymerase II. The annotation marks the transcript as partial. NCBI's taxonomy places the organism in Eukaryota, Metazoa, Chordata, Aves, Galliformes, Phasianidae. The transcript has 3 exons. The record is from RefSeq and is a predicted model, not a curated record. Gene Ontology annotation, cellular component: nucleus; NELF complex.